AUGGUGCGGCCCGUGCGGAACAAGAAGCCCGUCAAUUACUCCCUGGCCAGCGACUCUGACAGUGAUGCAAGAAAUCCCGAACAGGACCCAAGGAGCCCAAGCAAGACAGCCCCCAAAGCUAAGCUGAAGCCUCUCCAGAAAGCAAGCACCCACUGCAAGAGGAAACGCCUAAGCAAAGGUGAGAGGGUGCCUCUGGAUGACAAGAUCUUCCGGCGGGGCCUGGAGACGGCCCUGGCCCUGUCCGCCCGGGAGCUGGCGAGGGCCGGUGGCCCUGGGGUCCCCCACCCCGCCGUCUCCGCGUCAGCCGACACGCACGAUGUGACCAGGACGGCGGAGGAAGGCGCCGGCAGCGCACCCCGAGUCCGAGGGGAGAGAAAAGCAGCGGCCCCGCGGACGGAGGCCCUGGAGGACGGCAGCGAUGGCGACGGCACCGACCCCUCCGACGGCCUCAGCGGAGAAGGCGAGGAGGAUUCCGAUUUCAGCGACAGCCGUGACACCGACGAGGACGAAGAGCCGGCAGCGACCAAAAGCAAAGCGCGGGCGGCGAAGCGGAAAGAAGGGCGGGCAAAGCCGCCCCCGCCGGACAAGAGGGGGCAGCAGCCGGAGCCCCGGGGCUGCAGCGCGCCGGGAAAGCCGGGCCCCUUGGCUGAGGAGACCCCGGCGCUGUGCUCUCUUCCAGCCCCGUCGGGAAGCGGCGGCGGCCGCCGGCCCCCGGGAGGCUCUGCCCGGUCCCCCACUCAGAAUCUCCGCCUCGGCCUGUCCCGACUCGCCCGCGUGAAGCCCCUGCACCCCAGCGCCGCCGGCAGCCACCCGGGCUAG
Molecule: messenger RNA, 819 nt
Organism: Perognathus longimembris pacificus (Pacific pocket mouse)
Lineage: Eukaryota; Metazoa; Chordata; Mammalia; Rodentia; Heteromyidae
Gene: Rad51ap1
Product: RAD51 associated protein 1
Exons: 7
Coding region: 1-819 (272 amino acids)
Biological process (GO): interstrand cross-link repair; double-strand break repair via homologous recombination
Molecular function (GO): single-stranded DNA binding; double-stranded DNA binding
Source: RefSeq, a predicted model, not a curated record